This is a messenger RNA of Nerophis lumbriciformis (worm pipefish), 644 nucleotides long. Its product is annotated as fibroblast growth factor 4B-like. The record is from RefSeq and is a predicted model, not a curated record. Gene Ontology annotation, molecular function: growth factor activity. NCBI's taxonomy places the organism in Eukaryota, Metazoa, Chordata, Actinopteri, Syngnathiformes, Syngnathidae.
AUGGCCGGAGCUCACAGGCUCCUCGUCAGUAUGUCCUGCGAGGCCGGCGGCACGUCGCGCCGGACGCUGACCGCCGCGGCGCUGCUCCUCUGCCUGCUGCUGGGCGUCGCGUCGGCGCACCCGCUGCCGAGCGGCCGGACGAACGCCACCGCGCUGGAGAGGCGCUGGGAGACGCUCUUCUCCCGCUCCGUGCUGGGGAUCUCCGGGGAGAAGCCGGAGCUCAACUGGGAGAGCGACUACCUGCUGGGCAUCAAGCGGGUGCGGAGGCUCUACUGCAACGUGGGCAUCGGCUUCCACCUGCAGGUGCUCCCGGACGGACGGAUCACCGGCGUGCACCACGAGAACCCGUACAGUCUGAUUGAGAUCUCCACCGUGGAGAGAGGAGUGGUGAGCCUGCACGGAGUCAAGAGUGACUUGUAUGUCGCCAUGAACAGACGAGGGAGACUAUAUGGGACGACAUUUUUCCACGAGGAAUGCAAGUUCCGAGAGAAGCUGCUCCCCAAUAACUACAACGCCUAUGAGUCGCUGGCGUACAGAGGCUUCUUCGUGGCACUCAGCAAGCACGGCCGCGUGAAAAGAGGCAACAAGGCCACCACUGCCAUGACUGUAACGCACUUCCUGCCCCGAAUAUGAACCCCCCCCGU